AUGGCGGCAGAGGUUGCGGCCGCGCCCCCCCGCCGGGUGCAGGUCUGCGUCUGCCUGCGCCCUGGCCCCCCCGGCGAGGAGCCCUGCCUGCUCCCCCUUGACUCGCACACCCUGGAGCUGCGUGAGGAGCCCCCCAGCACCCCCUCCCGCUACCGCUUCGAUGCCAUCUACGGUGCCGCCAGCUCCACCGCCACCGUCUACGAGGGCUCCGUCCGCCCGCUGCUGUCCCACCUCCUGGCUGGCCGCGAUGUCACCGUCCUCGCCUAUGGGCCCAGCGGCUCCGGAAAGACGCACACCAUGCUGGGCAGCGAGGGGGAGCCCGGCUUGGUGCAGCGCGCUCUCGAGAACGUGCUGGAGGCCGUCGGGGACAGCCGCCGCGUCACCGUGGCCUGCAUGGAGGUGUACUGUGAGGAGAUGCCACCGUUGCCAGCAACACCCCAGAGCCCAGGUCGCCCCCCCCGGAGGACCAGGCCCUGCAGCGCUGGCUGGAGGACGCUGAGAACACACUGCAGGCGCCCCCUCCCCGGCCUCCCUGGUGGUGCUGCGGCGGCGGCAGAAGGGCUGUCGCCAGUGGGAGGCGGUGGCCGCCCCCCGGCUGGAGGCGGGGGUCCGGGCCCAUGUCCUGCGGGCGCUCAACGGGAGGGACCCGGCGCAGCUGCGGGGGCUGGGGCCCCGCCGGGGGGGGCGCAUCCACGCCUGGCGCCAGGAGCACGGCCCCUUCCGCACGGCGGAGGACCUGGCGGCGGUGCCCGGCUUCUCGGUGGCGCAGUGUCCCCCAAGCCAAGGAGGUGACCCCAAGCACGAAGAUGACCCCAAGCACCAAGAUGACCCCCAGCCACCAAGGUGUCCCCAAGCCAAGGAGGUGACCUCAAGGUUCCAAGGUGAUACAAAGGAGGUGACCCCAAGCACCAAGAUGACCCCAAGCCACCAAGGUGGCCACCAAGGUGACCCCUGAGACAAGGAGGUGACCCCGAGCAACCAAGAUGUCCCCAAGCCAAGGAGGUGACCCUGAGCCACCAAGGUGUCCCCAAUCCACUAAGGUGACCCCUGAGCCACCAAGGUGUCCCCAAGCACCAAGAUGACCCCAAGCCACCAAGUGUCCCCAAGCCAAGGAGGUGACCCCAAGGUUCCAAGGUGAUACAAAGGAGGUGACCCCGAGCAACCAAGAUGUCCCCGAGCCAAGGAGGUGACCACAAGCACUAACAUGACCCCAAGCCACCAAGGUGACUCCUGAGACAAGGAGGUGACCCCAAGCCACCAAGGUGGCCACCAAGGUGACCCCUGAGACAAGGAGGUGACCCCAAGCCACCAAGGUGUCCCCAAGCCGAGGGGGUGACCCCAAGGUUCCAAGGUAACACAAAGGAGGUGACCCCGAGCCACCAAGGUGUCCCCAGACUGAGGCGGUGACCCCAAGGUUCCAAGGUGAUACAAAGGAGGUGAUCCCAAGCCACCAAGGUGGCCACUAAGGUGUCCCCAAACCAAGGAGGUGACCCUGAGCAACCAAGGUGUCCCCAAGCCAAGGAGGUGACCUCCAAGCCACUAAGGUGACCCCUGAGACAAGGAGGUGGCCCCAAGCCACCAAGGUGUCCCCAAGCCGAGGGGUUGACCCCAAGGUUCCAAGGUAACACAAAGGAGGUGACCCCGAGCCAUCAAGAUGACCCCAAGCAACCAAGGUGUCCCCAAGCCAACAAGGUGACCCAUGAGCCACCGAGGUGUCCCCAAGUAAAGCAGGUGACCCUGAGUCACCAAAACCCAAAGCCAAGAAGGUGACCCCAAAGAACCAAGGUGACCCCAAGCCAAGGAGGUGACCCCUGUGCCACCAAGGUGUCCUCAAGCAAAGGAGGUGACCCCAAGGUUCCAAAGUAACACAAAGGAUGUGACCCCAAGCCAAGGAGUUGACCCCAAGCCACCAAGGUGUCCCCAAGUCAAGGAGGUAACCCCCGAGCCACCAAGGUUACCCCCAAGCCACCAAGAUGACUCCAGCCAAGGAGAUGACCCCCAAGCCACCAAGGUUACCCCAAGCCACCCAGAUGAUGGUGAGCCACCAAGGUGUCCCCAAGCCAUCAAGUUGGGCCCAACCGCAAGAUACUGAGCUAGCCCCAAGCCACCGAGGUGACCACACGAUGCUGAGAUGAACCCAGGCCCCCAAGGUGACCCCCAAACUACCAAGGUGACCACAAGAUGUCAAGGUGACCCCAAGUCACCAGGGUGACCUCAAGAUAUUAAGGUUACCCAAAGUCACCUAGAUGACUCUGAGCCACCAAGGUGACCACAAGAGGUGAAGCUGACCAUGAGCCACCAAGGUGACCCUCAAACUACUGAGGUGACCAUGUGCCACCAAAGUGACCACAAGGUAAUGAGAUGGCUCCAAGCCACCAAGGUGACCGCAAGUUGAAGAGAGAGCUCCAAGCCACCAAGGUGAUCCUGAGCCACCAAGGUGACCCUCAAACUACCAAGGUGACCACGUGCCACCAAGUGACCGCAAGCCACCAAGAUGACCAGAGCCAUGGGACAGGUCCUUCGUGGUGCCUCAACACAACCUCCACCCCAUGCUGCAGAGGACUCCCCGCACCCAGAGGACCUCCUCUCCAUCCUGCAAGAGGACCCUUGAGGGACCAAGACUUGGGCGUUGGAGCUCCUCCACCUUGCGUUCUUGGCGGGGCUCCACCUCUCCCAGCACUCCCCCUGUGGUUCAAGAGCCUCCGUUCCUCGAGUUGCCGUGGGGAUCUCGUGCAGAAGACUUCACCCAUCGGGACUUCGUCGUGCAGAAGACCUCGCCCUCCUUGGGAGGUCACGGUGACGGUGGGACUCGAUCUCCAAAUCCUCCACCCGAUUUUAGGGUGCUGCGGUUCAGGAUCUUGGCACCGGAGGGCUCCCGGACCUGCAGAAUGCCCGAACGAGCAUCGCUCGUUUUUGGGAUGUAGAGCGUAAAUUCUUUCCUCUGCGCUUCCACACAGCCUCUACUCGUUGUUUUUUUUUCCCUUUUCCCCCUUUCCCUUUUUAAAAAUUAUAUAAUUAAUAAUAAUUUUCCCUUAAUAAUUAUGUAUUCCUUUCACUAAAUUAUCCUUACGCGUACCCGUGAGCUGUUUCUUUCCUUUUCUUCUUCCCCUCCUCCUCUGAGGAGGGGCAGUGAGAGCGGUUGUGGCGGAGUUCAGCUGCCCGGCAAGGAAAAACCACUGCAAAACCCGCUGUGACUCUGGGGCAGGACGCGAGGGCGCAGUACCCUGCGGCGACAUCUCUGAGCGUCUCUCUCGAGCCACGAAGUAUCUCCCAAGGGGGCCGGAGCAUCUCUCCGUGGAGAAUUGCAUCUCCCCAGGACAUAAAAGCACUUGCCUGGAGCAACCACGUUUCAGCUCUUUCUCCCCAGGGAGCCCAAGGUUCUUUUCGGAGGACACGUGCACCUCCCCACGGCCCUCAAGCGCGUGAUUGGAGCACUGAAAAUUUCCUCUACGAACCCAUCGCCUCCUGAGGCACUAAAACAUCGCCCAGUGGCACACGAGCGUUACUUUGAAGAACCCAGCCCCCUAAAUAGAAAACCCAAUCAACUCCUCGGAAGACCCAAGCACCUCUCUGGGCAACGAAGGCACCCAAAGUUCUCCCAUGAGUCGCCCCAGCAUCUCUCUGCAGCACAGAAGCACCUCCCUGGAGCACCCAAGCCUCUCACUGGAGAACCCAAGAAUGUCCCCACCGCACUCCUACAGCUGAGCGGAGAACCCAAGCAUCUCCCUGGGGCUCCAGAACACCACCUGGGGCAGUUCUGUGCACCACAGUAUGAAAAGGACGUGAGACUGUUGGAGAGUGUCCAGAGGAGGGCAACGAAGGUAGGGAAGGGCCUAGAGGGGAAGACGUAUGAGGAGUGGCUGAGGUCACUGGGCCUGUUCAGCCUGGAGAAGAGGAGGCUGAGGGGAGACCUCAUCGCGGCCUACAGCUUCCUCACGCGGGGGAGCGAAGGGGAAGGCACCGAUCUGUUCUCUUCAGAGAUAUGACCCGAGGGAACGGUGUCAAGCUGUGGCAGGGGAGGUUCAGGCUGGACAUCAGGAAGAGGUUCUUCACCAAGAGAGUGGUCGCACACUGGAACAGGCUCCCCAGGGAAGGAGUCACAGCACCAAGCCUGUCAGAGUUUAAGAAGCGUUUGGACUGUGCACUUAGUCACAUGGUCUGAAUUUUGGGGUAGACCCGUGUGGUGACAGGAGUUGGACUCGAUAAUCCUUACGGGUCCCUUCCAACUCGGGAUAUUCUAUGAUUUUAUGGUUCUAAGAUCCUGAACUCCACCAUCUCACUGUCACUGCAGCCAAGACUGAAGGGCCUCAUUAUCAUGCAGUUCCUCAAAAAUUGUCAUGCAGUCCCACAGCUUGUCACCGCUGGGCCUGGUUUUGUCCCUGUCCCCCUUCAGAUCUAGUUUAAAGCCCUGUCCAUCAGCCCUGCUGACUCCUGGGCAAAGAUCUCUCAAAGAAAGGUGCUCCCCAUCAGGAGUCAGUAGGCUCAGUGUCACGUAGACCUCCCCAUGACCAAGAAACCCAAAACUCUGUCAGUGGCACCAGCCUCGGCGCCACGUAUUGAUCUGCCCGUUCCUUUCAAUAUUGAUCCCCGCCACUGGAAGGAAGGAGGAAACCACCACCCGUGCACCCGAUCCUAUUCACCUCAAGUCCUCUUCUGUGCCUUGUCUCCCUCUUUCAGGAUUCUCAUUUCUACCUUCUCCCCCAUGGCUUUUAAAUUCCUGAGCAGCUCAUCUUUGUAAGUACAAAGCCUCUCAGGGCUGAGGUGGUCACGUGUACGGAUUGAUAAGGAAAGAGACAGAAUGUGGGAGUGUUGAUUGGGUUAAAAAUAAGAAAAGAUUGGGUUAAAAAGAAAAGAUUGGGUUAAAAAACAAACGUUUGGGUUAAGAAGAAAAGAUUGGCCUAAAAAUAAGAAAGGAAAGGGGAACAAUCAGCAAAACCGAGGCACAGAGCUGGCAAAACGAACAUGGAGGCAAUGGCAAGGAGCAAAGCUCCCGGUCACAUCGGUUGGUGGGUUAUCAAAGUACCGACGCUGCUCCCAGGAAGAUCAGCCUGGACUUAGCAGCUGGUAAGAUUGUAAAAGCAGGUCGAAGAAACUCUCUAAGAUUCAAUUUGGAGAAGAAAGCAGAAAUUUCAUUAAUUGUGCUGCUGGGCCCACAGGGGAUUGCCCCACCUGGUGUGCGCGCCGAGUUGUUCAAGCUACAGAGGUUAUAUGCAAUCAGAGCAUGCAUAUCCAUUGGAUUUCCAAAAAAUAAUUAACGCAUCGGUACUGUUACUUUCUGGAACUCCUUAGAAUAUGUAAACGUCCCUGUUUAUUUCUACUGGUGGUCUUUCGGGGUCUUCUGGUGGUCGCUGGUAGUCUUCCUCACUGUGUUUGCUGGUUGAACCCAGUUCUUGCACGUGCUCAGGUCUCGUUCUUUUUAUCACCGUCGUUGGUUACACACCCAAGGCCACACGCACAGCAGGAGUUCCUCACCUGAUCUUCCGACACAUCCUUCAGGCCUCGGUCAUCUCACCCUCAUUCUGUGAUACAAGCCCGUACAUUCCUACAAAUAAAGCUAAUUAGUGA
This is a messenger RNA of Cygnus atratus (black swan), 5565 nucleotides long. RefSeq names its product kinesin-like protein KIF22-B. The transcript has 10 exons. Gene Ontology annotation, molecular function: ATP binding; ATP hydrolysis activity; microtubule binding. Gene Ontology annotation, cellular component: kinesin complex; microtubule. Bases 1 to 792 code for a protein of 263 amino acids. Gene Ontology annotation, biological process: microtubule-based movement. NCBI's taxonomy places the organism in Eukaryota, Metazoa, Chordata, Aves, Anseriformes, Anatidae. The record is from RefSeq and is a predicted model, not a curated record.